Molecule: messenger RNA, 732 nt
Organism: Talaromyces rugulosus
Lineage: Eukaryota; Fungi; Ascomycota; Eurotiomycetes; Eurotiales; Trichocomaceae
Exons: 1
Coding region: 1-732 (243 amino acids)
Source: RefSeq, a predicted model, not a curated record
AUGGGUGUUGGAAAUGUACUACUACGUGUCUUUGGCACUGGCAUCAGGGUCUUGCAAUUCCUCGCCGCAGCCGUUAUUCUCGGCAUCUUCUCCUACUACCUUGCCGUGUUGAAGGACCACCACUUGACCAUCGCGACAUGGAUUCGCGCCGCCGAGGGUUUGUCCGGUGCUGCGUGCCUGUACGCGCUCCUGGGCUCCCUGCUUACCAUCUGCUUGGCCGGCAUUACCUUUUUCGGCUUCAUCGCCAUGGCUCUUGAUGUCUGCUUUGUCGGCGCCAUGAUUGCCAUUGCCGUCCUCACUCGUGACGGCACCCAGACCUGCUCUGGCAACGUGAACACGCCCCUGGGCAGCGGUCCCACAAACUCCAACGCCGAUGGCUAUGGCAAAGACGGAUUCGGCUUUGGAAGCGGCGAGACCGUGACCUACUUGCCUAAUCUGGGUCUUGCCUGCCGCCUGGAAAAGACUGCUUUUGCUGUCUCCAUCAUCGCCGCGGGCCUCUUCGUCAUCUCCUUCUUCCUCCAGAUCCCAAUAGCCCGCAGUCACAAGCGCGAAAAGCGCUUCGGCCCUUCCCCUGCCAACGGAUACACUUCUGGAAGCACUCGCAACCGCUUCUGGCGCCGCAACAAGAAGACCAAUCCUGAUACUACCGGCAACGUUCUUCCUGGCCAUCCUACCCCUGGCGAGAUCGAGGGCGGCUACAAAGCCGAGGCCGAAGCCAACACUCGAUUCUAA